AUGGUUGAUACGUUCCCUGAGGAUGUUAAAUUGAAAGACCUGCUGGAGGGUUCCCAGAAACUCGAGGACUUUGCCUAUGCCUACCCCGAGCGCAAUCGUGUCUUUGGUGGUAAAGCCCACGACGACACCGUCAACUACCUCUACAAGGAGCUGAAGAAGACGGGCUACUACGAUGUCUACAAGCAGCCCCAGGUCCACCUGUGGAGCAAUGCCGACCAGACGCUCAAGGUCGGCGACGAGGAGAUUGAGGCGAAGACCAUGACCUACAGUCCCAGCGUCGAGGUUACCGCCGAUGUGGCCGUCGUCAAGAACCUGGGAUGUACCGAGGCCGAUUACCCAUCCGAUGUCGCCGGCAAGGUCGCCCUCAUCAAGCGUGGGGAGUGCCCGUUCGGCGACAAGUCGGUUCUCGCGGCCAAAGCCAAGGCCGCGGCGUCGAUUGUCUAUAACAACGUGGCCGGUUCCAUGGCGGGCACCCUGGGCGCGGCGGUGAGUGAUAAGGGUCCGUAUUCGGCCAUUGUCGGGAUCAGCUUGGAGGAUGGCCAGAAGCUGAUCAAGCUUGCGGAGGCUGGAUCGGUGUCGGUGGAUCUCUGGGUGGACAGCAAGCAGGAGAACCGUACGACGUAUAACGUGGUCGCGCAGACGAAGGGCGGCGAUCCGAACAAUGUGGUCACGCUGGGUGGCCACACGGACUCGGUUGAGGCGGGCCCUGGGAUCAACGACGACGGCUCGGGCAUCAUUAGCAAUCUGGUCGUUGCGAAAGCGCUGACCAAGUACUCCGUCAAGAAUGCCGUGCGCUUCCUCUUCUGGACGGCCGAGGAGUUCGGCCUGUUGGGCAGCGACUAUUACGUCUCCCAUCUGAAUGCCACCGAGCUGAACAAGAUCCGACUGUACCUGAACUUCGAUAUGAUCGCGUCGCCCAACUACGCCCUUAUGAUCUAUGACGGUGAUGGAUCGGCGUUCAACCAGACUGGACCGGCCGGUUCCGCCCAGAUCGAGAAGUUGUUCGAAGACUACUUCGACUCCAAGGACUUGGCUCAUAUCCCGACCCAAUUCGACGGACGUUCCGACUACGAGGCCUUUAUCCUGAACGGGAUCCCCGCCGGUGGAAUCUUCACGGGUGCCGAGGGCAUCAUGUCCGAGGAGAACGCCAGCCGCUGGGGCGGCACGGCCGGCGUGGCGUACGACGCCAACUACCACGCCGCGGGAGACAACAUGACCAACCUCAACCACGACGCCUUCCUGAUCAACUCCAAGGCCACGGCCUUCGCAGUCGCCACCUAUGCCAACGACCUGUCCUCGAUCCCCAAGCGGAACACCACCUCCGCCCUCCACCGCCGCGCGCGCAGCAUAAGACCAUUCGGCAAGAGAGCCCCCAAGACGCACGCUCACGUCUCGGGGUCGGGAUGCUGGCACUCUCGAGUUGAGGCGUAG
Aspergillus pseudonomiae is the source of this 1431-nucleotide messenger RNA. Its product is annotated as M28 family metallopeptidase. The transcript is spliced from 2 exons. Gene Ontology annotation, biological process: proteolysis. Lineage: Eukaryota; Fungi; Ascomycota; Eurotiomycetes; Eurotiales; Aspergillaceae. The coding region runs from base 1 to 1431 and encodes 476 amino acids. Gene Ontology annotation, molecular function: metalloexopeptidase activity; aminopeptidase activity. The record is from RefSeq and is a predicted model, not a curated record.